CAGCUACGCAGCUUACGCUCAGAUCCUAGGACCUAUGUCGUGCUCUCUGCUUAGUUAACCUAGACUCUGUUUAUAUUGCUUCUGGCAGCUUCGUGCGCCACACCGACCAGCCGCCGCAUGUCUCCCAGCUCCGUCAUCCGCUCGCUGCCUCACCGUCGAUCCUCCGCCUCACUGACCGCUCGCCGGCGGACUGAGUCAACCUCGCCCUCCAGGCUGCACCCGCGAUAAAGGCGCCGCGGUCUGGCAGCUGCAGACCAGACUCCGACAUCUAGCCCGCCAUGUUUUCCGAGUAUGCCUCCAAGUUCCUCUCCCAGUCGCAGUCGCGCCUGUCACUGGGCCAGCCCGAGCCGGGCUCUGCGCGCAACCCUUCAGACCACCAGCGCCCGUCGUCGCGCGCCGCCCAGGCCUACCUCCAGCGCCGCAACAUGCCGAACCCGUACAACUCCCAGGCCCUGUCGCGCUUUGCCUUUGCAUCGCGCACCUCCAACGCCCCUGCGCCGCUCUUCUACUCCGCCACCGACGACUUCCGCGAGGAGGACGAUCAUGUCGAGCACGACCGCGAAAUGGCCGACCACUACGCCCUGCAGCGGUCGCGGCGCCAGUUCGGCGCAAGCAACCUCUCCGAGUCGUCGGAAGUCGAGGACGACGGCGUGCACAGGUCCGACCACACAAUAGACGCCGACCGCGACGAGAACCACGGGCCCGACUACGGCCUGGGCCGGGGCAUCAAGAGCUCGUGGAUCGGCGACAAGCCAGCCCGCGGGCGCUCCACCACCACAAAUAGAUUAGAAGACGAGGAGCGAGACUCCAGCGUGCCUCUGUCCGAGUCGACAGAGCCGAGCAGCAGAGGGAAUGGGCGGCUGGUGGACGUCGAGCUUGCCACCGACCGGGGGAGCGACGAGGAGCUGGACCGACAGGAAGCCUUCGCACACAAAGACGAGCCGCCGCCGUCGUACCAGCAGUUCCGGAACAUGCCCCGAAACAAACGUCUCCGCAGUCCGCUCCGAACGACUCUCUCCGUGCCGCAAGAAACCGACGAAGACGUGCUGCUCGGGCGCUCACGGUCGAUAAGUCCAGACCGUCAGACCGUGCCAGACAUGGUGCCGGAGAAUCCUGUGGCGCCUCCGCGACACAACUUCUUCUGGGCCGAGCUGUUCGUCAUCGUGCAGUGCGCCAUGAUCGGUAUCUGGUUCAUCUCCUUCCUGCAGGAAUCGCCGCCAGGCAAGAAGAAUCCGCUCGGCGAUACAGUCUACACUGUCCUCCAGUCGUCCUUCCACCUCAUCGGGAUAUACUCGCUCGUGUCGGUCAUUGUUGGGUUGCUCUGGUUGUCGCUACUACGCUCCUUCGCCCGUCCUCUGGUGUAUCUGAUGCUCGUCGCGGUCCCCAUCAUCUCCUUCUCGUUCUGGCUGUACCCGUUCAUCUCCAGCUUGAAGGGCUCGUGGCACGGCACCAGCACACAAGACAAGGCCAUGCGCUGGCUGUCGUUUGGCCCGCUCUUGCUAGCCAUCUUCUGGGUCUACACUGCGUUCAAAGCACGGCACUCGCUGCACAAGGCGAUCAGCAUGCUGGAAUUCUCGAGCGAUAUAUUAAGGGCACAGGCACCACUCCUCCUCGUCGGCGUCGCAACCCUCGCUGCCGUCCUCCUCUGGUCCUGGCUGUGGAUCCUGAUGUUCACGCGCCUCUUCCUCGGUGGCCACUUCGCCAGCACCAAAUCCCGCUGGAUCAUCGACACAAGCACCUGGUGGCUCGGCGCCGCCUUCUUCCUCAACUACUUCUGGACCCUCGGCGUCAUCGCCGGCGUCCAGCGCGCCACCACCGCCGCCACCGUCUCCCAGUGGUACUUCCACCGCAACACCACCCCGUCGCCCCCGCCGUCCACCGUCGUCCAGGCCUCGCUCCACCACGCCUCCUACACCAUGGCCGGCACAAUCUGCCUCUCGACCCUAACCGCCCUCGCCGUCCGCCUCCCCCUCAUCCUGCUCCCGCGCCGCCUCGCCGCCCUCGCCGCCUCCUGCGCACACACCCUCCUCCCCUCCCCGCUCACCGCCCUCACAAACCCGCUCGCCCUGACAUUCGCCUCCAUCCACGGCGUCCCGCUCGCGCCCGCCGCCCGCUCCCUCUCGCAACUCACCUUCCUCGCCCCCUCGCCCACCACCACCCUCGGGCCCGCCUCCUUCAGCCCCCACGCCACGCCCACCCUGCAGUCCUACCGCCUCGCCAAACUGCUGCUGCACGGCAUCCGCUACCUGCUCACCCUGACCCUCGGCUUCGGCGGCUGGGUCUCCGCCGCCCGCGUGCUGGCGCUCGGCGACUCGUAUCGGGGCAGCGCGUAUGCGUAUGUCGUCGGUCUGAUCAGUGCGGCGAUUGGGUGGGGCGCGCUGGGCGCCAUGGAGGGCGUGCUGGGGGGCAUUCUGGAUGCGCUGCUGGUGUGCUGGGGGAGCGAGGUCGGGCGCGAUGGGAGAGGGGAGGUAAGGUACUGUGUUGAUGCCGGGAGGCUGUUUGGGGAGGAAGCGGGGCGCGGGCGGGGGCGGUUCGAGGUGUAGAUGUAGAUGUAGGUGUGGUUGGGUUGCAUUCUGGUGUUUGGAUCAAUCGCAUUGGAUUGACAUUGACAUUGAUAUUGACAUUGUUGU
Molecule: messenger RNA, 2630 nt
Organism: Boeremia exigua
Lineage: Eukaryota; Fungi; Ascomycota; Dothideomycetes; Pleosporales; Didymellaceae
Exons: 2
Coding region: 279-2543 (754 amino acids)
Biological process (GO): transmembrane transport
Cellular component (GO): plasma membrane
Molecular function (GO): transmembrane transporter activity
Source: RefSeq, a predicted model, not a curated record